Messenger RNA from Leishmania braziliensis MHOM/BR/75/M2904, 2463 nucleotides. RefSeq lists its product as hypothetical. Lineage: Eukaryota; Euglenozoa; Kinetoplastea; Trypanosomatida; Trypanosomatidae. Gene Ontology annotation, molecular function: protein binding. The transcript has a single exon. The record is from RefSeq and is a predicted model, not a curated record. Bases 1 to 2463 code for a protein of 820 amino acids.
AUGAACGUUCUGCACACCGUCUCCGUUGAUGGGCGCGUCUGCUGCGCGGCCAACGACGAGGUAUGGGUAGCGAAGCAGAGCGGCGGCAUCACCGUCUUCUCGGCGCGCUCCGGCGAGCACUUGAUAGACAUCGCCCUCAAGGCCGACGACGGCGCAGUGGCGGCGCAGGUCACACACAUGAUGGCGGUCUUUGGGGAGGUGUGGGUGAGCACCACAGAGGGGUGCGUGCACUUCUACAAUCUUGCUACGCACACGUUGGUGGACUCAUUGCUCGUUCCCGGGGCGGAGAAGAAGGUCCAGGUGGUGAAUCUCUCUUUCAACGGCCAUAUCGCCGUCAUUGCCACCGCCAGCAGCUCUGUGUACGUUCAUCACCCACUGACUCAUAAGCGACUCGGCACCCUUUCCACGUCCACUUCCCCCUGCACGGCAGCAAUUCAGUUCUAUAGCUUCGUCGUUGGCGGUGAUGCGAGCGGCGCCUUGUACCUAUGGGACCCGGUGACAGCUGAGUGUGUCAUCUACCACGGCGAGAGCCGGAGUGAGGUCGUGGCGCUUCUGCACGAGCCCACAACCGGCACCAUAUGGGUGUCACGAGCGAAUGAGCACGUGGACGUGUACGCAGUCGAGGACGGAGCUCUGCAACUGCGACAUCGGGUGAGCGGGAUCGGGCGAGUCACGGGGAUGGUGGCGGUGUCUGGCACUGUGGUGACGACCACCUUCACGAAGCGUGUUGUGCAGAUCGAGGCAUCGACGGCGAGGAUCACCGUCAAUGUGGAGGGUGCGCACGAGAGGUUCAUCCACGGCUGCUGCAAGGCGAUGCACCAGGAGGUGGCGCAGGUCUGGAGUGUCGGCAAUGAUGGUGCGCUGCGCGUCUGGAAUGUCACAGGGCAGCAGGUGCCGGUAGUGCCUCUGCCCCACCUACCGCCUGCUACGCAAGCCGCGCUCACCUCCUCCUUGGAGGCUAAGUCUGAUGUACCGCAGUGCGCACUGUGGACUGGAGGGCGGGCACAGCGGUACCACCAGGUGAGCGUGGCAGACGAGCUCAUGAAGGCGCGUGAGGAGGCGCAAGAGCUGCGACUGCGCCUCCUCACGGAGGAGAAGAGGCGGCUUAUGCUGGAUGCGGAGCUGACAGCAGAGCGGACGCAUUACAAGAAGUUGGAGGAGCACAAUGCAAACCUCGCGAAGGAGGUGGCAGAUGUUGCGUCUAAAAUGGCCAUUGCCGAGCGGGAGCGCAACCACCUGCGAGUCGAGGUAACGCAGCUCAAGACGGACCUCUCCAAAGCCCGCACAGAGACGAGUACCAAGGAGAUAGAGAAGUUGAGCGUGGAGAGGCAGCUCUCGGAGGAGCGCACAAACAAGAACAUUAUGGAGCAGCGGCUGCGCGAUGCGGAAGGGAAGCUGAGCUCGCUGCAGGUGGAGCACCGCCGCGUGUGUGAGGCCAGGGGUAGUGCUACUGCCAACCAACAGAUGAGCAAGGCGGCCCAGGACGAUUUGGCGAAGGGCAGCGCUGGGCUGACUACGGAGCUGGAGCAGGCGCGCAAGAUGAAUGCGCUAAUGAGCUCCGCCAUCGCAUCGAUGGAGUACACCAUUCGCCGCCAUGAAGAGGAGGACCGCGACUUGGUGGCACUGCUGAACGCCUUUCGUCGUCGCGUUGCUGACUGUGUCACCGACCCGCAUCUCUCUGCACUUCUCCUUGCCACCAUCGUGCGCAAUGCCCCGCGCUUCGACCUUCCGUGCGACGAGGUCACCAAGGCGCAGCUGAUGGAGCGCAACAGACCAUUCCUGCAAUUCAUUCAGUCCCUUCGUGCCACCGAUCCGGAGGCAUACCAGAAGCUCAUGCAGUACCUGCAGAACCCCUCUAUUGGCCAGGGGCUGUCGGCUGAGGCGCAGGCGCUGCUUGACCGCAUCAUCACACUGGCCGCGAAGGAGGGCGGGGUGCCGGGUGAGGAUAUCGCCAACUUCAAAAAGACAAUUCCCAACUUAACAAGCUCGGCCGCCUUGCAGAGCGCCGGUCUCGGAGGAAGUGGCUGCGCCCCCCCUGGCGGCGAUGCACGGGCACCGGGCGGGCUCCUUGGCAGCGGCAACAGUGAUCUUACAACAGCCGACGAGGUCGUGAACAACGUCCUGGUCCGCGAGCUGCGUGGACAGCAGCUGAUAGAUGAGAACUAUAUUCGUGAGCAGCAGGCAAUGUUCGAGUUCAUUCUAAAGACGCGCCGGCUGCUCGUCGAGAGCCUUGUUCUUCUGCACAAACGAACAGUGAGCGCGCGGCAGGUGGUGGAGGCGCUCUGUCUGAACAGCUCAGCAGUCAUCACUUCUGCGCCUGCUACGACGCCAUCACGCAAGAGCUUCCAGGCACUGCAGAACAUCUUCAGCGACGUUGUUCGUGAGCUGGAGCAGCUGACCUCCGAAGUAGUCCAGCGCUACCUCACUGGAGCUGAGAAGCAGCGUCUUGAUGUGGGGCAGUAA